Molecule: messenger RNA, 1589 nt
Organism: Amaranthus tricolor (Joseph's coat)
Lineage: Eukaryota; Viridiplantae; Streptophyta; Magnoliopsida; Caryophyllales; Amaranthaceae
Product: transcription factor MYB46
Exons: 2
Coding region: 259-1296 (345 amino acids)
Source: RefSeq, a predicted model, not a curated record
UAAUAGUAUAAUUGUAGCCUAGGUGGAUGAUAAUCCAAAAUCCAAAUAUAAAGAGAUGGGGAAGCUCAUAUAAUAAUUGAUGAAAAAGAGUAAUAGAUGAGAUAGUCCAAACUAAGCUAAAAGAGGAAAGCUAAUAAAGAUGGAUCGAUGAGAAUAAAAGCACAAAUUAUUGGUAAUAAAUACUUGACGUACUAUUGAAUAUAUAAUAGGCCGGGUAGCUAAGGUUUUAGAGAUAUUAAAAGAGAAACAAUAUAAUUAAUGAGAGGUAUAAUAAUGGGAAAGAAUAAUGAUGAUCGGCAUAAGAAUAAGAAUAAUAAGAAUAAGAAUGUGGCGGAAGUGAUGAUGAAAAUGAGAAAAGGAUUAUGGUCGCCAGAAGAAGAUGAGAAGCUUAUGAAUUACAUGGUGAGAAAUGGAAAUGGAUGUUGGAGUGAGAUAGCAAGAAAUGCAGGGCUUCAAAGGUGUGGUAAAAGCUGCCGUCUAAGGUGGAUCAAUUAUCUCAGACCUGACCUCAAACGAGGUGCCUUCUCUCCCAAAGAGGAACACCUUAUUCUCCACCUUCACUCCAUCCUUGGUAACAGGUGGUCUCAAAUAGCAGCACGUCUACCUGGCCGAACAGAUAACGAAAUAAAGAAUUUCUGGAACUCCACCAUUAAGAAAAGAAUGAAAGAAAACAAGAAUAAGAACAACAGUUCAACAAUGGAGGGUCAGGCCCAGGAUAAUUCAAGUUUGGUGAGCGGCAACGCUGGCUAUAUAAUGAACCAAACUGAAAUGCUAAUGCUUCCGUCGUCGUUAUCCUUCAUAAAAAAUAAUGAUGAUACUCAUCAUCAAAGUGGUCUAGCUAAUUAUAACAUGAUGUGCAUGCAGCUGCAUGAUCAGGAUCCCUUAAUUUCAUCAUCAACUUCUCUAUCCUCAAACUCAUCAUUUGAUAGUUCUCUGCCACCCCUUCUUGACAAUUAUUCAUGCCUACACCCACAAACACAAGAUGAUUUUGGUAAUUUUUCUGUUAACCACCACCUACAACUACUCCAUGAUCAAGUAGUCACACCCACAGAAUCCGGAAUAAUAAUGUGCAAUAACCAUCCAAUUAUUAGUAGUGACAACCAAAAUCAGAAUUGUUGGGUUGAUAUGCUCAAAUCACAUCCAAAUGGAGACAUGACCUUGACGAUGCAGGAUCAUUAUUAUGAGAAUGGGAUUAAUACUACCGGAAAAGUAGGUAGCUUAAAGAUGGGAGAAUGGGAUAUUUUGGACAGUUUGUUGGGAGAUGUCUCCUUUCCUUUCCUUGAUUUUCAAGCUUAACAUUCACUCUCUAGCCUUCAUAUAAAUAUACGAUAUGAUAUGAUGCCAAAAUUUUGCCCAUUUUAUUUUGAUACCUACGCCCAGGUUACUAGUGGAUUCAUUUGACCACUGAACUCCAUAGUAACAUAUCGAUCACAAGUACAGUGUACGUUUGAUUGGAUCUACCUUUUCUUUUUCUUUAAUUUUUUCUCGUUUUCAGGAUUUUGCUUACAUGAAUCGUUUCAUAUUCAUAUAUAUAUAUAUAUAUAUAUAUAAGAAAAAGAAAUGCAUAGAUAGAUAUACGUAAACUUAUA